AUGGCGCUGAUCGCUAAGAUGUUUGGAGGAGGCAAAGGCGGGAAAGGACCGUCCACGCAGGAGGCGAUCCAGAAGCUCCGAGACACCGAGGACAUGCUCAGCAAGAAGCAGGAGUUUCUGGAGAAGAAGAUCCAUCACGAGCUGGAGCUGGCGAAGAGGCAUGGGACCAGGAACAAGAGAGCUGCGAUCCAGGCUCUGAAGAGAAAGAAGCGUUUGGAGAAACAGUUGGAGCAGAUCGAUGGAACUCUGUCGACCAUUGAGUUCCAGAGAGACUCUCUGGAGAACGCCAACACCAACACGGAGGUGCUGAAGAACAUGGGCUACGCUGCCAAGGCCUGA
Knipowitschia caucasica is the source of this 339-nucleotide messenger RNA. The record is from the annotation of a GenBank genome assembly. NCBI's taxonomy places the organism in Eukaryota, Metazoa, Chordata, Actinopteri, Gobiiformes, Gobiidae.